AUGGCCGAUUCGUCUAAUCAACCAAAGCUAGAUCAACAGCAAUCACACCAGCCACUGCUCGCUCCGCAGCUGAUAGCAGUUAAUUCGACAGCUACAAUUCCUCAGUCAACCAGUCUUCCUGUGGCCCGCCCAGCUGCACCAGUCAUCGUCCGCCCACACAUAAACCAUGCUAGUCCCGCUCGAAGUCUUUUCGUUAUCCGUCCUUCUACUGCGACCACUGUCGCCUCCCCCGCUUCUCGGAUAAUUGUUCAGCAGACUUCACCACAUCCAAUCGUUGCUCAAACCGUCACGCCGGCCAUACUAACACCAUCGCCUCUGGAUACAGAUAAUCAGCCGGAUGCCAGCAACGCUCCUGUCGCAACCCUUCUUCGUAACGCACCCAUUUCGAUGCGCUUUGACGGGCAGCCACAUCCUGUGACCGCAAAGCCAUUGACCGACCGAUUAUCAGUUUUUCAUCGGUUUCCUUGCGGUCCUGGAAAUUAUGCGGCAACUGCGACCAAACUAAAGGUUUCGCCGGCAACCCAAGGACCUACCCCCUCAUCACCACAGCGCAAGGUGAUUCGAGAAAUGCAGGUCAGGGUGUGCACUCGGCCGGACCGCAAAUUCAGUGUUUUGCGUUACAAUGCCUACGAUCGAAUUGAUUUAUCGGGUGCUUCCAGUGGUACUCCCAGCGGAGACAAUAAAAGCUCCGGUUCCACUCUUCAGGAGGUUUUUCUGCAACGUGAAAACAACCUUCGCCAAUACAAAGCCACACACAGCAUUGUAGAUGCACCGACUCGUGGAGCAGGCAGUGAAUUUGGUCAAGAGGCGAAGGAGGAGGCUCGCUUGCGUAGACUGGGAAUCGUUCGACAGGGCUAUCGGGUGGAAGAUCAACCUUGGCUUCUCACUGUAGGUAAGGGACGCACGGCGAAGCGCUACAAAGGAGUUAGGGAAGGCAACGUCUCCGCUAAUGUGAGGCACUUCAUAUUCUGCCAGACAAAAGACGGAAAUUUUGAUGCAUAUCCUGUACAUGAAUGGUACAAGUUCAACCCCGAAGUUAACUAUCGCUUCCUUCGAGACGAGGAGGCCGAAGCAGAAUACAGUCGUCGUCACAAGACAAUGAAUCUGUUUAACGUCAUGGUCAAGCGAAAAAUGGGUGACGAAUCCACUGAAGAAGGCGCUGUAGACAUCAAUGAACCCAAUAUCCGAACUCGUACUGGCAUGGGUUCCAUUUCAAAGAGUGAUAAGUCGGUGAAGCAAAACCGUUCCUCGGCUCUUUUGCUUACAGAAUUGGAUGAGUGGAAGGGUUUGGGGCUGGAUGACGAUGACGAUGAGGAGGAAGAGGAUGGUAAUGAGGGGGGCGCUGGUGACGAAGAGACUGCUAAAACAGGCGAAGUGGACGAUAGUUUCAUGAAGAGGUCUGAUGACGCAAAGAAAAAGAAAACUGACAGUAAGAAAAAGCGUGCUGCGGCGAUUGUAGCACGAAAGCGCCGAGCCACAAAACAACGCGCUCGUCGACGACGAAAAGGAGCCCUUGGAAACUCCUCUGGAGAGGAAGAUGACGUCAACGAAGAAGCUUGGGAUGAAAGUGAUCCUGACGAUCAUGAGGGUGAUGAGGUGGACUACAUAACUGACUCAUCAUCUGAUGAGGAGAAACUCUCAGCAGAUGAUCGAGAACAAAUUUAUCAGGAACAAGGCGUCGACGAGGAGGCUGGCCUCAAAGCCCUACUUACUGAUAUCAGUGAUUCAGAGGAGGAACUUCAAAACAAGCCCGAAGAUUCCAAUUUUGACGAGUAUGACUUGGAAGAAGAAGAGGCUGAAGGUGAUGGGAACAAAACCGGUUCUGACGGAAACGAACACAAAUCCAAAUCUCGUGAGUCCAAGGCCCAUCGAAUCAAGGCUAAUUCCUUGGAUUCAUCUUCGAAUGACGAUGACAGUGAUGAGUCUAGUGACGAUUCAUCGAGUGACUCAUCGUCAUCCUCCGGCUCUGACUCCGAUUUAGCGCCUGACGACCCUGCUCAUCUCGCUCGAAAAGCACAGAAAAAGGAAGAACUACUUCAGCGAAUUUCGGAAAAGGUAUCCGUUUCACAGGUCGAAGAUCAGCCGUCGUCUAUUACAGGAGUUAAAAGAUUUAGAAAUGAAACAGCAUCCGCGCAUGCCGAUCCACAAAACGCUCCUAAACGCCCAAAGCAAGUUGAACCGGCGAGUGAUGAUGCAUUUACGGCGGCCGUGCGAAAAUAUCUAAUGCGGAAGCCUAUCACAGUAUCAGACUUGUUGAAAAAAAUUCGUUCAAAGCGACUUGUUCCACAUGCAUCGCAGCCUGGCCGUGGCACCGGUGGUUCGGGUACCGAUGAUAUUGCAGAAACUAUGUUAGCUAACGCACUGCGUCAACUGAGACCUCUCAAACACAUAGUUAACGGGCAGCCCUUUCUUUCGCUCAAGCGGUGA
This is a messenger RNA of Mesocestoides corti, 2427 nucleotides long. The record is from the annotation of a GenBank genome assembly. Lineage: Eukaryota; Metazoa; Platyhelminthes; Cestoda; Cyclophyllidea; Mesocestoididae.